This is a messenger RNA of Theobroma cacao (cacao), 848 nucleotides long. Its product is annotated as coiled-coil protein. The record is from RefSeq and is a predicted model, not a curated record. NCBI's taxonomy places the organism in Eukaryota, Viridiplantae, Streptophyta, Magnoliopsida, Malvales, Malvaceae. Gene Ontology annotation, cellular component: nucleolus.
AGUGGCGAGUCUCUUUAGCCUUAGGGUUGGUUCGCAGAGCCUGAUUCGGAGCUCAUGGCUUGCACAAUAGAUUUCCGCCGCCUAGAUGAAGGCUUCGGCGGCAAAACUUACAAACGAAAGCGCCAAGAAUCGCAAAUUACCGCCAGCAGCAACGAUGAUGCUGCCGCCGCCGUGGCUACGUCCAUGGACGUCGACGAUUCUUGUCGCCGACCCGCGAAGCGCUCUGCGUUGCCUUCCUCCGAUGACCCCGACAAACCCACCUUCGGUCGACCCACCUACGACGGCGUGAUUGCGGGAAAGGUGUCGGGUCGGAACUGGAAGCAGACACGAAAGCAGCGUGCUUCCGCGAAGCACGUGAGUGUAAAGCGGACGACUUUCGAGGAAAGAGAUAGGCAGAAGGAGAUAAAGAGAGCUUACAAGGAGAGGAUGAAUGAGUUGAAGGAAGAGAUUAGGCAAAACAAGAUUGAGAAGAGAAAGAAGAGAGAGGAGAGGGAGAAGAAGAAGAAAGAGAACAUUUUGAGGUCUGGGACUAAGUUUCAGAAGAUUACCAAUCCCAAUACUUUGAAGAAGAUUGCCAAGUCCAAGCAGAAGAAGUUGCUUCAAGUUGUCCCUGAUGAAUUUGUUAACAAGAAAAAGAAGUAAAAAAACUUUUGUUGGGUUCAAUUUUGGUUUUCUUUAUGUUGCAUGUACUUGUAUUCUGUUUCUUUUUGUCGACAGAAGUUAUCCUUUAUCUUGGAAUGAAAUCUGAUAUAGUAAAAUUCUCUGCUUGCUUUUUAGCUUUUUCUGCUUUCUGGGUCUUUCUUCUGAAGAUGAGAUUAAUGAAUAUGUUGUGGAUUGCAAUUGGAUUA